This is a messenger RNA of Melampsora larici-populina 98AG31, 441 nucleotides long. RefSeq lists its product as uncharacterized. The transcript has 2 exons. NCBI's taxonomy places the organism in Eukaryota, Fungi, Basidiomycota, Pucciniomycetes, Pucciniales, Melampsoraceae. Bases 1 to 441 code for a protein of 146 amino acids. The record is from RefSeq and is a predicted model, not a curated record.
AUGUCAUUCAUGGAACUCACCAAAGAGUCUUUAGAUAGAUUAGCCAAGAGUUUAGUAGACAAACCCAAACCAGUAGAUCCAGCGAUCACUUAUGGGAUACCUAAAACAAUCAAACCAAAAGGAUCCGAAAUCGACAACGAAAGUGAUUUUAGUCAAAGUACAAAAUCCGAUCAAACAAACCACCAAAAACCAAACCAAAUCAUUAAACCGAAAAAGAAAAAACAAAGGCAUCAAACUGGUUCAUCAACUUGUAAAUCUAAGCCUAAACAAAAUCCAAGAGAUCAUUCAUUGGUCUCCACCGGUCCGAGUUCCUUUGAUUCUAAAACUUCAUCUUCGAUCGCUACUACUUCAAAUUCUUUGGUUUUCAAUUCUACUUCAAAGAUUUCACUGGGAUUUCUUGUUCCUAGUUCAAGUGGAACCCAGCGAUUAAAUGAAGUAUGA